AUGAGGUGCCGGGCAAGUAUCUUCGUUUGCUUGAGUGUCGCCUUUUUCAGUCAGGCUUCAUUUGCACUUCAGAACCAUCAGCCGCGACCUUCCCAUGCGGACAACGUAAAAACUCAGGGCAUUCGACGGGAUCAGUUUUGCUCUUAUUUGGUGGCGGCAAGUGGCGCAAGCGUUGUUUCAUGCUCGCCCAACCGAGCGAAUGCCGAAAACGAUGACGGUGUUACCGUAUACAAGAACCCCUCGGGGCUGAAAUACGUUGAGAUAAAGACGGGAACAGGGCCUUCUCCUGAAUACGGUCAGCUUUGUGCUAUUGAAUACACGGGAUACCUCAAACUUCCCACUGAAGACAAGCCUCAGAAAUUUGACUCGAAUGAUUUUUUGAUCAAACAUGGAAAUGGCCGCAUAAUUGCUGGACUGGACGAGGGUAUCCACACCAUGAAAGUAGGAGGCAAACGAAGGCUAAUUAUCCCCCCAAAGUUGGGAUAUGUCGAGUCUGGGCUGGGCCCAAUUCCGGAACUUCCAUGGAAUCGAUGGAGUCUCAACAGAUUGCUAGGACAAAUGAUAGAACAGCGAGGUGGAAAUCUCGUUUUUGAGGUUGAAUUGAAAAGCGCCAUGGACGAUGAAGCAAGUCAAGGAUACUAUGAAGAUGCAUCUCCAACUCCAGAGGAGCUUGAAAGGCUUCGAACAAAGUUUCAGGAACGGGCGGAUCAGUUAGAGGGUUCCGACAGUGCUUGA
This is a messenger RNA of Seminavis robusta, 735 nucleotides long. NCBI's taxonomy places the organism in Eukaryota, Bacillariophyta, Bacillariophyceae, Naviculales, Naviculaceae. The record is from the annotation of a GenBank genome assembly.